AUAGAGCGCACGGCGACUCCAACCUCUCCGCGCUUCGGAGCGCAACGAGAAAUGUUGCCCUGAUCUUGUGAGGCUUCGUGGAUGUUCGUCGUGGAUCACAAGCAAGACUUUUCACAUCGGCAUCACCUUUUACACGCAGAAAACGUCGCCACGCGCCGAUGUAUCGAUGUAUUUCCCCGUGAAACUGACAAACGUCCUCCUGCUGGCGCUCCUCGCAGCACAAGGAUGUUUUUCAUCCAAAGCAGAGGACAGAUUAUUUCGGAGGUUGUUUCGGAGAUACAACCAGUUCAUCCGACCAGUGGUGAAUGUGUCUGAUCCAGUAACCGUGGAGUUUGAGGUCUCUAUAUCACAACUGGUCAAAGUGGAUGAAGUGAAUCAGAUUAUGGAAACUAAUCUGUGGCUGCGACACGUCUGGAAUGACUACAAACUGAAAUGGACUCCUGUUGAAUAUGAUGGGAUUGAGUUCAUACGAGUUCCAUCCAAUAAAAUUUGGAGGCCAGACAUUGUUUUGUACAACAACGCUGUUGGAGAUUUCCUAGUGGAGGACAAGACAAAAGCUUUGCUGAAGUUUGAUGGCACCAUCACUUGGGUUCCUCCUGCCAUUUUCAAAUCCUCUUGUCCUAUGGACAUCACCUACUUUCCAUUUGACUACCAGAACUGCUCCAUGAAGUUUGGCUCAUGGACUUAUGACAAGGCCAAAAUCGACCUGGUGCUCAUCGGUUCAAAGGUAAACCUAAAAGAUUUCUGGGAAAGUGGAGAGUGGGAGAUCAUUGAUGCCCCAGGAUACAAGCAUGAUAUCAAGUAUAAUUGUUGUGAGGAGAUCUACACGGACAUCACCUACUCCUUCUACAUCCGCCGCCUGCCUCUCUUCUACACCAUUAAUCUCAUCAUUCCAUGCCUCCUCAUCUCCUUUCUCACAGUGCUGGUCUUCUACCUUCCCUCUGACUGUGGGGAGAAGGUCACCCUCUGCAUCUCUGUCCUCCUCUCCCUCACUGUGUUCCUUCUAGUCAUCACAGAGACCAUUCCUUCAACGUCUCUCGUCAUCCCUCUGAUCGGCGAGUACCUUCUCUUCACAAUGAUCUUUGUCACACUCAGCAUUGUCAUUACUGUCUUCGUGCUGAACGUCCACUACCGAACCCCCAUGACCCACACAAUGCCAGAGUGGGUGAGGUCUGUGUUCCUUGGGGUCCUGCCACGAGUGAUGCUAAUGAGACGACCUGUUGACCAAGGUUGUUCCUCUGCCAGCAGUGUCAGUGGAGGAACAGGAGCAACAGGAGGUGGGAGCAGUGGAGUGAACAAGAAGAGGAAGAACAGCCUGGUAGUAGCAGGAGCCUGUGGAGAUAGCAGUGUAAGUGUUGGGGGCAUUACUGGGGGUGUAGCAUGCCCCCCACUGGAUAGUGGAGCCGUAGGAGGAAGAGCCUCCUCCGUUGGUGGCUCCAUGAACUGUGUAGAAUACGGUGAGACGAAUCACGAUGAGAAACGAAACAUGAACAGGAGGUUCCCCUAUAGAGGCAAGGAGGUGCCAACGCCCGUUCCUCCCCCAAUGGUGCCCACUCCUCCUCAGGCACCCAAAACCCAGGCCUCUCAGGAGUCUGAGCCACCCAAGCUGCCGAGGACACUUAAUGCUACGCCGCCAGUCAACACUGUUGUUGCCUUGUCCGUGGUGUCUCCGGAGAUCAAACAGGCCAUCGAGAGUGUAAAGUACAUUGCUGAGAACAUGAGGACGCGCAACAAAGCCAAAGAGGUGGAGGACGACUGGAAAUAUGUGGCUAUGGUCAUUGACAGGAUCUUCUUGUGGGUUUUUGUGACUGUAUGUGUACUGGGAACACUGGGACUCUUCCUUCAGCCACUGAUCAGCUUCUUAAAAUGAGACACUUUAUCUUCUCUUAUUGUCUGUAUCUCUGCCCCAGUUGACAUUGCUGGGAGAAUAACCCCUCCUGCAGCUCAUUCACAUGAAAAUCUGGACCCUCUUCUACCAUCUUUUCUGACUUUUCGUGGCUUCUCUUUCCCUCUCUGGCUGCAUUCUGGGACUCGACAAUCAGCCAUCUCUUAUAGCCUUUCUCGCUGUCAUUUUCCUCACAUGAUGCUCUGUCAGUCAGUGCAGUCUGUCCUCUCAUAUAAUCUCUCCUGUUCCAUUUUAGCCUAACAUGGAUAUCACACUGUCUUUUCCUCUUUUUACUUCUGUCUUUCCAGUUUUGUGCAAUCUUCUGUGUUUUGCGGAAAAUGUCUCAUUGUUACUUUGGUCUUAUAAAGGUCUAACAGUCUUUUUCAUAGACUUAUACCAUCUUAAGAGCGAAAUCACUGAGUAAGAACAAGCAAAUUUGAUUUGCAAACACACUUUGACAUCAUAAGCUGGUGCAACUUGCAAGAAUUGUAAUAAUCUGGGUAUAGAUGUGUAGUUUUUAAGGACAAAAACUGGUUUCUUCUAACCUUGUGUGUGGAAAAAAAGCUGUUGAUGUGGGGGAAAAAAAUAUUGUAAAUAACUGCAAAUUGCUUGUCGUAAAUAAUAUUCUACAUCACAAUGAACUUGGCGGCAACACCUACAGGGUUGUCUCUGAAUUUUUUUAGGAAUUGUUUGAAAAAAUCUAGAUAAACAGCAAGCAAAUUACACAUUUACCGUAAUGCCGCUGUGGGCAUCCACACACUGUUUGUGCCACUCAGUACUGAUGGCAGGCAAUAAACUUGAAGUCUCAACAAGACAAUAAACUUGCAUUAUGUAUAAACAACUGUUGCGUUAUUUUUGUAUAGUUGUGCUCAAAAUUACUGGUACCCCUAUUUUUUUUUU
Molecule: messenger RNA, 2785 nt
Organism: Thalassophryne amazonica
Lineage: Eukaryota; Metazoa; Chordata; Actinopteri; Batrachoidiformes; Batrachoididae
Product: neuronal acetylcholine receptor subunit alpha-3-like
Exons: 7
Coding region: 167-1870 (567 amino acids)
Biological process (GO): chemical synaptic transmission; monoatomic ion transmembrane transport; nervous system process
Cellular component (GO): synapse; neuron projection; postsynaptic membrane
Molecular function (GO): transmembrane signaling receptor activity; acetylcholine-gated monoatomic cation-selective channel activity
Source: RefSeq, a predicted model, not a curated record